Molecule: messenger RNA, 5487 nt
Organism: Acipenser ruthenus (sterlet)
Lineage: Eukaryota; Metazoa; Chordata; Actinopteri; Acipenseriformes; Acipenseridae
Product: microtubule-associated protein 10-like
Exons: 1
Coding region: 270-3092 (940 amino acids)
Biological process (GO): mitotic spindle midzone assembly; cytoplasmic microtubule organization; positive regulation of cytokinesis
Cellular component (GO): mitotic spindle midzone; centrosome; cytoplasmic microtubule
Molecular function (GO): microtubule binding
Source: RefSeq, a predicted model, not a curated record
CAAUUCCCACAGUGCUUUGCAAUUCGCUUCCGUGUAAACAUGCGAAGAGGUUUGUUUCCUUGGUGCUUAGCGUGAAGCUUGUUAACGGAUUAUUUAAAAUUCACUUUACUCGUUGUGGACCAGUUCGUCAGGGACUAUAUACAUUUUAGUUAUCCUAAAUAACGUUUUGCAUGUUACUACUUUCGGAUGUCUGCCUGGUGAUUUUACGCUAACUUAACUGUUGCAUAAACUAAGCCGCUGAGUUGAAGUGAACUUUGAAUGAAUCAAAAAUGGCAGACUCAGAUUUAAUCAAAGAAACGCUGUUUUCUUUGGAAGUACUAGUGGAUUUUAUAAAGACUGAUACAUCUACAACAGAAAGAAGAGUGUUGGUGCCUGCAGUGGCUGUUCGUUUGCUAGAUUUCCCAACUUUAUUGAUCUAUCGAAGAGACAAAGAAAACCAGGAAGAUAUUUUUCAGGAGGAUUUGGAAAGGGAAAAAGAAAACGUAACGUCAGACCUUUUUCAUCAUGUUGGGGGAGGAAAUGGCCAGUAUUUCUUUCAGAAGGGCAAGUCAUGUUUGUUUAAAAUGAGCUUGGACUCUCUCCACAGACAUUUGUCCAACACUCCUCUUUACGCAAUGGUGCUGGACUUAAAAAACGAGACGCCAAAGUUAGUUGGGAGUUGCCUUAUUUCUCUGGCGAAACUAACUGAAAAAAUAAGUAAUGAUGUUAAAGAACAUGGCAUUUCAAUGCCUUCUUUCCACGGAGAAAAGGGCGUUUAUAUAAUAAACAAUUUGAUGGGUGAAAAGGUAGGUUACAUUUCGCUGGGAUAUAAACUUUUAAGUUUAGGAGCAAGUUUGAUUCCACAUAUGUCAGAGAAUACAGUUCUGAAAGUUGAGUCAUGGCAAAGCAUGGUUCAGAGUAAAGAAAACACAGAAAACGAUGCCCAUAUUACUGAAGAAAAUAAAUACAGCAAAGGUAAACAUAAAAAUGAGAAUGAGGUUGGGAGAUGUUGUAUACCUCAGACAAAUGAAGGUAGCGUGUUUCUUCAGCAAAUUGAUUUGGAAGGGCAAGUGACACAACUUAUUGUUUCUGAACCAAAUCAAAGUGAGAUAACUUCUGUUGGGACACAGACUGAACCAGCAAUAAGAAAGCAAUACAGGAAUAUAGAAGCUAAAGACAAAAUAGAGUUUUAUAAUGAAACAGGUGUCUUUUGUCCACCAGCCCUGUUUUACAGAUGCCCAGACAAUGAGCCAAAUGAAUAUGAUCCUGAACAGUACAGAUCAAAUAAUGUAGGGGGAGAGGCUCUUGUGGUGGAGGACCUUUGCUCAGAGGAGGAAGAGGAUCUGGAAGACAGAGAUUCACCUGCAGCGAGGCAGGCCUUCAAAUGUUCUCAGGAUAGAUCAAAAGGUAGCGCUGUAGCAGCAACGGCCUUUGAACAAACACAGCCUGCCUCUGCAGCCCUUGGGGAUGCCAUAAGACAACUGCCUUUGCUAAAUGCCCUUCUUGUUGAACUUUCUUUGUUGAACAGUCAGCCUCAGCAAUUGCCUUUAUCUGUUCAUCCUCAUCUUGCCUGGUUGUACAAAUCUGUGGAUGCGCAUUCCCGUAGAGCUACAAAAGACACCAGAUCAAGAUCACAAGCUGAUGCUGCACAUACAUCGCAAACACCAACAGAACAAAGGUCGGCCAGUCCAAGACUUAAACAGCACCAGUCCCCAGUGAAAUCAACUUCUUCAUCCGAUUUACAAAAGGAAACCAGAAAAGUACAAAGAAAAAACAUGAAACAAGAAAAGAAUCAAAAGACAGCUUCUAGUUCUCCCAAAAGAAAAUUGUUGUAUGGGAUAACAAAUACAUUGCGGUUAAGACUGAAGCAAACCAAUCCAGAUAUGUUAAUGUACCACGAGCGCAGAGAAGUGUACAGGAGAAAACAGAUUGAGCUACAGAAAGCGAAGAACUGUAAAGGCUUUCUGUCGAAAAAUAAAAAAGUCACAGAGUCAAACAAAGUAUAUGAUGGAGGUGAGAUGUAUAACAGGAGCAAUCAUUUUGAUGAAAAUGUUCAAACACUGAUGAACAGUGUGGAAUUGGACUCCCCUCGGAUAAUAAAGACAAAUCCCUCUCUGUUUAACAGUUCAGAAGCAGGUAACAGAAAUAAACAAGAAAAAGGCUCCCAGGAAGAGGAGACAGGGUGUUAUGUGAAUGUUCAGCAGCCACAUGAAAGUGUUCCAGCACUAAAUUUAAAAGACAGAACAAAACCAGGACCCAGGCGUAAUGGAAGAGAUGUCAGAGUUCAUAUUCCCAGAGUAUUUAACCAGGAUUCUGACCAAAGCUGUAAUGAAGUGGAAAACUCUGACACAAGCUUCCCACAUGCCAGUCUAAAUAACCCAGGAUUUCAAAGCACAAGUUUAGAUGGUGAAAAUCUGAGCCCUGCUAACAGUGGAUUCAGUAGCCCUGCCCUGAAAUAUUCAGAUGAUUUCAUAGAUAGCCCAGAUCGUGUUGGCUGUUCUGAAGAAUUCACCAGCCCAGAACCUACAAGCAGAUACUCUGUAAAUUUUGAUAGCAGCCCUGACCCAGUUCUGAGAAGUCCAAGACGUAUGUAUUCAGAUGACGACUCCAGCACUGGUAGCAAUUCUGUCAGAAAUCAAAGAGCUACUGCACCUCUUCCAGUUCAAUCAGAUACCUCUCCAGAGCAGUCUCUCAAAAGAACCUAUCCUGUCAUGCAUCACAGAAAGCCAUCGGCAUCCAGUGUAUCUUCAGAAGCCAGUGAAAUUCAGUACUCCUCAAGAGAUACCAAACAUAAACAAGGUGAAAGGAGGAAAUUGGGUUACAUAAAGACUGGAGUCAAGGGAGCGCAGAGGAGUUUGGAUUGUAAAAAUAAGCCAAAUUCAGGAAAGGGACAUAAAGCUGUUGAAGAAAGCCAUUCACUUCAAACGUCUCAAGUGAGCUCAUAUUUACCAACUAAUGACUCUGAUCUUGAUUUCAGCGGACACAAGGUCAGUACACCCGACCUACAUGAGGAAGUUGAAGAGAGAGAUGGACUGGGUACGCUUGAGAUGGUUAAUAAAUACCAUCACAUCUCAGAGCUAGUAGGAAAUAAGCUUCCUGGAUAUACAUUAUGAAAGGGUUCUGUGUGUAAAGCUUGGACAUAUUUCAACCCAUUCCUUUAACCCAAUGCAAAAAAAGAAAGAAAGAACUGUGCUGGUUGUUUUCAUAGUUUCAUAGCACCUGGAGUACUUUUUCUUUUGUUAUUGCAAGAUAAACUACAAUACAGUAAAUUAAAACAUGAUAAAACGCAUAAUUUUGAGUCAGUGUGUAUAAUAAUGCCCUUUUCCAAAACUAUUUAAAAAGUAUAUUCCAUCAUCUGGAAAAAAUAUAUUUAUAUUCAGUGUUUUAAUGUAAUAUAAAGAACAAAACAACAAAGAUUGUUGUAUGAGGCAGUUGGUGUUUAUGUGAAUGUCAUUUGAUUUAAAAAAAAAAAAAAAAAAAGAUGAAAGAAUAAUGUUCAUGAAUAACAAUUUGAAUAACAUUCUACGUGUGAUACAAUGCUGUGGCAGUUACUGGAUGUAUGUACAAAGUAGUAACACAAAUGUUGUACACAUUUAGUGGGCUGUUGGUCAUGUGGCGGAUUCAUUUUUAUGUAGUGCAAUCAUUUACAACAUGUAGUUAUGUAAAAGCAGCAUCUUCUUGUUACAAGUCAGUUUUCGUUAUAAUGGGCAAAACAGCAGACCUGGUAAAAGGCAGAUAUGUGCUUGGUUGGCAGGUAUUUUUAUAUGCAAGACUGCACAAGUGAUUGAACUUUUAUUGGAAAUCAAUUAUAAUACCUGUCAAGCUUAUCAGAUUGAAUCAGUGCCACCCUGGUAGCCCACUGAUUUUGUACACACGAAACACAGAAAAUCAGUGGGCUUCCAGAGAUCUAACUAAACAUCGACGUUGUCAAUAAGGGCUCAAUACUGCCCCGGAAUAUUGCUGAAAAAUAUAAAAUCGGAAUGCUUCCACAACAUGAAAAGCAAGUGCGUUAAAGUAAAAUUUGAGGUAUUACGAUUCCAUUUUCCACUUGUGUGAAAAUAUGUUUUUGAAAGAGUGCUUUUUAUGAAAAAGGGCCAUUUUAGGUGGAAUUGUGAGGUUUGAUACAACAUUGCCAACUUGAAGUACCAAAUUAAACUUUUUGUUAAUGCAUAACACAAUAAUCAUGCCUGGUGGCAGUUUGGGUUAAAUCAAAGGUGGGGAUCAAUGUCAUCAUAGGCAACAUUGUAUAAUAUUCCUAUUAGGAUGUUCUCUGCUAAUUUUUUAUAUAUAUAUAUAUAUAUAUAUAUAUAUAUAAUAUAUAUGGAUGAAGGCUAUAUUUGCAUCCAGAGCCAUUCGGGAAAAAAGGCAUAAUAGCACAGUAUUGAUGUCAAAUUAUUAUAAUUCCUCUAGAGGGAAAUAUACUUGAACUUUGACCUAUUCGACUCCUCAUGACCACUUUCAAUUCAAACACAGAAUGUCUAAUUUUCAAUCACUCGACACCCACAGUAGAGAAAUAUUCAUUAAUGAGAAUACGUUAAAAAAAUACAAAAUUUGAUGUAAAGCUGGUAUAUUCGUAUCUCAGAGAAACGAGAGGAACGGGAAAUUAAAGACAUUCCUGUCAAUGACUUUCACAAUUUCAAUCACCUGACAACACACACAAUUAGUGUUUUUUAGGCACUUUUAACAAAUCUGUCUCUGAGGAUUUACAAUCGUCCUUCAUUAACAGGAGCACCAACCAAGCGAGCGACAUAAAUCUUCGACUCUGACAGCGAAAAAAAAAAAAGCAUACCCCAUUGAAACACGUUUUCCUUAAAAAAAAUACGUUAUUUUGGGCAUUUCAUUAUCUACCCAGUUUAAUUCACCGUUCCUGAAUUAUCAAAAAGAAAAUUAUAUUUAAGAUUCUUUAAUACUGACUUAAUGUACAUUAUUAUUAUUAUUCAUUAAAUUCACUUGCAAUUUGAACCUUACACCUAUUUAUUGACUUUUUUAUUACAGAUCUUAAUAUGCAUGUAUUAUAAAAAAUUAUAGAUGGGCUUCAGUGAGUUAAAGGAAAUUAAUUCCAUCUCGGGUUUCUGUGGCAAUUUAUAAAUUACUCGCUCCAACGGUCUCGUAGUUUAUGACGUCACAUAAACCCUGGAUGGAAUUAUUUUCCUGUAACUCACUGAAGCCCAUCUAUUAUUCUAUAUUUAACCUCAAAAGAUUUAUUUCUUAUAAAUCCUUACUUAUAUUGAAAAAAUGAAAGUGUAUUUUUUUUUACCCAGAAUAAAUCUUAUUUAGCAAGCUGGAAACCACUUUUUUUGCAUGCAAAAUGGAUUAUAUGUGAUAAUAUAUUCUUGACAGUCCAUGCUAUCUGAUAUUACAUGUACGGUAAGGAUACAAUUCUUUAAGAUUGAUUUGUGGAUGAUUGCAUUAUAUGUUACAUCUCUGUUGUUCUGUGUUGUGUAAUAAUUUUGUAAAAUGAAUACCAGACAAUACAAUUAAACAAUAAAACUGGUUAUGUUUCCCUGG